Paramormyrops kingsleyae is the source of this 1306-nucleotide messenger RNA. It is a transcript of the gene rnasekb, whose product is annotated as ribonuclease, RNase K b. Gene Ontology annotation, biological process: nucleic acid metabolic process. Gene Ontology annotation, molecular function: RNA endonuclease activity. The record is from RefSeq and is a predicted model, not a curated record. Lineage: Eukaryota; Metazoa; Chordata; Actinopteri; Osteoglossiformes; Mormyridae.
GUCCCGCCUACUGCUGGCGGAAGUAACUCACAUGACCGGAGCGUUAGGUAAUACAAGCCUGGGCCCAAAUAUCGUCUGUAAAACCUAAAUCUGAAUUGGAAUAAUCUCACCCAGAACUGAAGGACAUCAUUAUAUUCAUAAAGGCUAAUAUUAAUUGUCUCCGGCCAGAUUAAGAAUGCCGUCGCUUUUAUUUUGCGGUCCGAAAUUGGCUGCUUGCGGGAUAGUAUUAAGUAUAUGGGGCGUCAUAAUGCUGGUGAUGCUGGGGAUAUUUUUCAGUGCUCACUCAGCAGUACUGAUCGAAGACGUGCCCUUCACAGAGGACGACAUGCUCAAUGAUAAAAAUCCACCGCAGGCUAUCUACGCACUGUACAACCAAGUUGGCUACAAUUGCUUUAUUGCAGCCGCCAUCUACUUGGUGGUGGGCGGUAUCUCCCUCUGCCAAGUCCGACUCAACAAGCGCAAUGAAUACAUGGUGCAUUAAACCCCCUGCUGGACGGAAACGAUAUAACAAACUGGAGUAGAUUGGAUUUUACAUCUCUAACUUUAUUAUCUGUUUUGAUGAUGGUUCACGGGCCUCUAUAUGGUACAAACAGUCCACAAGGGUGUAUUAUGUUCUAUAUUAUGGAAAAUAAAUGGAAUUCAGAUGAAGAGAGAAUAUUUGUUUUGAUGGAAAUAACCGGAUAUUUUCCUGGUCUACAUGUAUUUAUUUGUUCAGAUGAUGUGUUGUAACUUAAUAUUAAAACUUAAAGCAUCACUUUAGUAGUCUGGUGCAGUAAAAUGCUCUAUAUUGAAUUUCAGGUUAAAUGUUUCUCAAUAAAUAUUCAUAAUUUAAACUAUUAUGAUUAUAGUUCUUGGCCCUGUUAUGAAGUCAUAAUGUCCUCUCUUAUUGUUAGUCAUAAGACCUGUGUAUUAUAUAUAAAUAUAUAAAAUACACACAUUUUUAGGUGAACAUAAGUAUGCCAUUCACAUAUAGAUGAACUUUUUGUCAUUCUUUAUCUGCAUAAUGCUGAAUGUUGUAAAUUUAAUGGAGAUUGAUGCAGCUAGAAUUUGAUUUUUUUGUUAUCAGGCCAGAUGAUGCUUUAGGCCUGGCUUUCCUCUGUUUUUACUCUCAGUCUUCAGUUCCCUCCAGUAACAGGAGUGAGUUUUGAAAGUAGCCCUAUUACUGUAAAACAGGAAGAUGUGUGUUAUGGUGAUUGGGAGUUUGUCCUGCUUAGUAAAAUGUGUAUUUAUGUGGUUUUGACUCUUCUGUGAUUAAAUGUUUGCAUCCAGUCUACCUGUAAUAAACCUAAACAUGAAGAAUCUUAAA